AUGUUAGUAAACUUGUGUGAGAAAAAGAUAAUUGAGAAAAGUGAGGAGCCAAGUGAGUGGCAAAAUAAUCUAGUGUUGAUUGAAAAACCAGAUAAGUCUCUUAGGAUGUGCUUAGAUCCAAAGGAUUUGAAUAAAUGUAUUAUAAGAGAAAGGGUAGAAAUUCCUACGUUAGAGGAAGUAAGAAAUAAGUUAAUGAAUAAAUCAUUUUUUACAAUAGUAGAUCUAAAGGAUGGGUUCUAUCAAUGUGAAUUAAAGGCCGAGUCUAAGCAAUACUGUGCAUUUAGUACACCUUUUGGGACAUACCAAUUCAACAGACUACCAUUUGGCAUUGCAUGUGCUCCUGAAUUAUUCCAACAGUUAACAAACAAAUACUUUGGUAAUAUUAAUAAUGUAUGUGUGUACAUAGAUGACAUUUUAAUUAGUGGGGCAACAAAAGAAGAACAUGAUGAGGCACUGGAAAAGGUAAUGAGAACAGCAAGGCAACUAAAUAUUAAAUUUAAUAAAACAAAAUUUCAGUUCCAAAAAAAUCAGAUUAAAUAUUUGGGUCUCAACUUUAGUCAGAAGGGGGUAGAACCCGACAAAGAAAGAGUAAGAGUGAUUACAGAAUUAAAAAGUCCUACAAACAUCAAAGAGUUGCAAUCAAUUUUGGGCAUGAUAAACUACUUAAGAGCAUUUAUUCCAAAUAUGUCAGAAAUAGUGGGACCAAUGAGAGAGUUGUUAAGAAAGGACAGUAUGUGGGUAUGGAGCAAGGAAUGUGAGGCGGCAUUUAACAGUUUAAAAGAUAUUUUGGCACAAGUACCUACAUUAGCAAAUUAUGACUAUAGGGAUAGUUUUGAAAUACAGUCUAAUGCGUCACAGAAAGCAAUAGGAUGCUGCUUGUUCCAAAAAGGUAGGCCUGUUUAUUAUGCGUCCAGAUGUCUGAGCAGCACAGAACAAGAUUACGCACAAAUAGAGAAAGAAAUGUUGGCUAUAAAAUUUUCCUGCGAAAAAUUUCACCGGCUUAUCUAUGGACAGAAAAUUAUUAAAGUUCAAACAGAUCAUCAGCCUUUAAUUUCGAUUAUGAAAAAAGAUAUACAUAGGAUACCAAACAACAGGUUAAGAAGGAUGAGAGUAUAUUUAUUGGGGUAUAAUCUAGAUGUUCAAUAUUGCCCAGGCAAAUAUAUGUAUGUUGCAGAUUUGUUAAGCAGAAAUUAUACUACUCAUACUGAGAAAACGGAUAAAACAUUAAAUGAUAUAGUUCACACAAUAGAGGAUAUAAGGAUUGAGUUUAAUAAUAACAAAGAGAAUGAAUUUAAAAAAGCAACAUCGGAAGAUAUAGUAUUAAGCAAGAUAUUACAAUAUUUGAAAAAGGGAUGGCCAGCAAAAAUAGAAGAUUGGGGUGAAAUUAGACAUUUUCAUAAGAUAAGAAGUGAGUUAGUCUGUGAAAAGGACUUGAUAUAUUAUGGUUGUUGUUUAGUUGUUCCACAAAUAAUGCGCAAAUACAUAGUUAACAAACUGCAUGAGACACAUUUGGGAACAACUAAAACAAUAAAGAAAAGCAAACAAAUAUUUUUUUGGCCCGGGAUGGUAUCAGAUAUAACCAACUGUGUGAGCCAGUGUGAGACGUGUUUAAAGUUCAGUAAAAAUAAAAUUAAAGAACCAUUGAAAUCACAUAGUAUACCAGACUACCCAUUUCAAAAGAUAGGAAUCGACAUAGCGGAAAUAAAUGGUUGUAAUUACCUAGUGGCAAUGGAUUACUAUUCAAGAUGGUUGGAGGUUCUUAAAUUAAAAAAUAAAACAAGUGAGUCAGUAAUAGAAGUGUUAAAAAUAGUUUUUAGUCGACUCGGGGUCCCAAGGGAAAUAGUGGCUGAUAAUAACCCAUGUGGGUCACAACAAUUUAAGGAUUUUUCAAAAAAAUGGCAGUUUACAAUAAUAUUAUCCAGUCCAAAUUAUCCAAAAAGCAACGGAUUGGCUGAAAAAGCAGUGGGAAUCGCAAAGGAUAUGAUUAAGAAAGCCACUUAUGAGAAUAAAGAUUUAAAAUUAUUUUUACUUAAUUAUCGAAACACACCAGUCGCUGGUCUUAAAUAUUCUCCAGCCCAGCUAAUGAUGUCCAGAGAAUUAAGAACACCUAGUAAUUGCUUGAAUCAAAAUAUAUUUAAACCAAGAGUGGUGAAUUGUAGUGUAGAAAAUCAAUUAAAUAAAAUUAAACAAAAACAAUGGUAUGACAAAAAUGCUGGAUCAGAGGAAAAAGUAUUUAAUAAAGGGGAAAAAGUAGUUAUUUAUGAUAAGUUUAGAAAAGAAUGGAAUACGGCUGAAGUAAUGAGUAAAACCAAAUGGCCUCGUUCCUAUCUGGUUAAAGAUGGGAAGGGAAAAAUAUUGCGUAGAAACACUCACUUCAUAAAACCAGUAGAACAAAGUAUUGUAGAAAAAACCACCAAGUAUGAUGAUAUUGAGGAAGGUGAAAAGGAAGAAAAUACUGAAUUAAAACAAAAAAAUGAAUCUAAAGAAAACAAAAGUGAACAAAAGAAAGAAAAGGAACCUAAUUUAGAGGUAAAACAAAAAAGUGAGAACACUACAGUAAAUAAAAAGGAAUAUUAUACUACUAGAGUGGGUAGGCAGAUAGUGCCACCAAAGCGUUAUAAUAAUUUGUAA
Macrosiphum euphorbiae (potato aphid) is the source of this 2631-nucleotide messenger RNA. The record is from the annotation of a GenBank genome assembly. Lineage: Eukaryota; Metazoa; Arthropoda; Insecta; Hemiptera; Aphididae.